UGCAGGUGUCAUCUCUCUAGUGCUGAUAAACAUUUAGUGUGGGUCUAAUGCAGAGAAUGAUUUUCUCACAGGGAUUAUCAAUUAAGUCUUACUUUACCUAACUACCAGUUUUGGGAUGUGCUAAAGGGGCAGAGGGGGCAAACAGUCCCCGGAGGCGUUUUCCUGACAGAUAACUAAAAGUAUUAAACAUAUUGCAUAAUAUAUUUUCCAUAAGUGGAAUUCAUUGUAAAGAAUUAUCUUGAAUUAUCGGUACAGGAAAUUUGAGCAAGCUGUGGUCACAAGAACUUUCGUUCUUCAGUUCUUACAAAAGCAAGAGGGUUUUUCCUGUCACACAAAACUCAACUGAGCAGUUGAGAAAGAACAUCACCAAGAUCCUGAAGUCUCCUAGUUGGAACGAAUUUUAUAAGAGAGAGAAAAAUAAAUAAGGAUUAAAGAUGCCAGCACACAACACACUGAUCUCUAGAUUGAAGAGUGAACUUGAAAAGAGCCCUUUAGCGUCAAAUAUAAUUUUUAGUCUCAUCCUUGCUUGCUUGGAGAAGUUAGUGGAGAUGGACUUUUCAUGUCUAUGUAAUCCCAAAUGGAAUUGGCUAUUUGUUAUGUUAUUUUUCAUUGCUCCUGGAUUCCUGAUCUCCAUGCUGAUGUUAAACAUUCAGGGAUGGGACAGUAAGAAGCCUGGGAAAGAGCAGAUAAAACCUCUGGUGUCCAUCAUUUUUCCUUCCCUAGUGUGGGUCAUCCUGCUGCUUUGCGAUGGUCAGUACGUUGCCUGUGCAAUUUCAACCCAGUCAGGCAGGUAUGUAGUGGUUGACAAAGCUGCUCAUCAGAAACAGUGUUUAUCAGACAACAACAACACAUCACAGGAGUUGGUCAACAUUCACAAUUGGUAUUCUGGGUCUCAGGCAGCAGGAAUGGUCAUUAUCUUAUUGGUUGGUAUAUUGGGAAUAUAUUUCAAACAGUCCAAAUUGAACAAGGACAAGGGAACUCAGGAUCCAGAAGAUCCUGCAUCAACAAGUAACGAGGACAAGGAAACUCAGUAUCCAGAAGAUUCUGCAUUGAAAAGUAACGAGGACAAGGAAACUCAGUAUCCAGAAGAUUCUGCACUGAAAAGUUACGAGGACAAGGAAACUCAGUAUCCAGAAGAUCCUGCAUUGAAAAGUAACGAGAAGGAGGAAACUCAGGAUCCAAAAGUUCCUGCAUCGAAAAGCAAUGAGGACAAGGAAACUCAGGAUCCAGAUUCUUGUACCCCUCUACUAUCAUCUAACAGUUAACUGGGCCGUUGAUGUGUGGCAAAAAAAUGUCUAUACUAUUUGCCCCUCAUGCCUGUCUAAUUCCACCUAAAUCAUAUAUGACAGGCUAUAUAUUGUGCUAAAACUUGAAAGUGGAGAAUAGUGCUUGUAAACAUUGUGUAAUUAGAGUAAAGUUCUGGUAAAAGAGAACUACAUCAUGUAGCUAUUCAUUAAGAGGAGAUAUUUUGAGCUUUUUAGGAUUCAAAAUGAAGCUCAGCUUUGCUAAGAAGCUGCUUUCACAACAAAUUAAAAAUGCAGAAACUGUCAACAUUAAGUUUCCUGUAACCAGUCUCCAUAAAUGUUUUGUGUGCCAUUGUUUUAUCAUCCAGCCACUUGCAUUUGUGUGAUUAUUUGUCAUAUGUGUAUAAAUUUCUCUCACACCGUAUUUUCAGUUCUGGAAUAAAGCUUACUUGUUUCUCUCUU
Messenger RNA from Lates calcarifer (barramundi perch), 1706 nucleotides. Its product is annotated as phosphatidylglycerol--prolipoprotein diacylglyceryl transferase. The transcript is spliced from 3 exons. Lineage: Eukaryota; Metazoa; Chordata; Actinopteri; Centropomidae. The coding region runs from base 435 to 1265 and encodes 276 amino acids. Gene Ontology annotation, molecular function: monoatomic cation channel activity. The record is from RefSeq and is a predicted model, not a curated record.